This is a messenger RNA of Glossina fuscipes, 2517 nucleotides long. RefSeq names its product probable basic-leucine zipper transcription factor Q. Gene Ontology annotation, biological process: positive regulation of DNA-templated transcription. Lineage: Eukaryota; Metazoa; Arthropoda; Insecta; Diptera; Glossinidae. The transcript has 3 exons. The record is from RefSeq and is a predicted model, not a curated record. Gene Ontology annotation, cellular component: nuclear body. Bases 206 to 1699 code for a protein of 497 amino acids.
UUUUUGUAUACGAAACUUAAUGUGUUGAGUGUAAACGCUUUGGCAACACUGCAUAUUGCAUUGUAAAUAUAAAGAAGAAGAACAGGCAAACGAGAGCAAGUAGAAAAGUAUUUUUCGCCGUGUCGUGAGAUUUCUUUUGGUACAAAAAUUAAUUGGAAAAGUUUUUAUUUUAAUAAAUAUUUAAAAAGUUUCAAGUUUUACCAAAAUGGACGGCAACAGUGAAGAAAAAGAAACUGCCAAUGCUGCCCUUGAAGCGGAAGUAACGCCUGCAAUAAGUACGGCUGUGGAACAAGUGAAAGAAUAUGAUGAUAUAGCGUUGAAUCAAACUCAUCCUGAAGUUGAAGCGGUUCACGAUCAUGAUCCUAAAAUUAAACAAAGACGAUAUUGGACGCCCAAAGAAGAAGAACGUUUCUUUGAAAUAUGGGGUCGCGAAAAUUGGCGCUUAACCAAGCAUGGCAAGAAUACCAUAUAUUUUGCUCAAUGGGCUGAAGAGCUUAAAGACCGUUUCAAUAUUGAUGUUAAAUUGGAAGAGAUACAAUGCAAAGUAAAUCAAACAAGAGCCAAAUUUCGGCAAGUGAAAAAGCAGUUAGAAAUGGAUAAAAACACUAUACGUUGGAAGAAAUAUGAUAUUGUGGAGAAAAUUUUAAAAAAUCAAUAUCGCUCCAAAGACGAUGAACCAGUACCACCGGAGGCGUUAGAAAAUAAUCGUGACAUGUCGCCUACAGAGUUGCUAAAUUCAAAUACACGUUCCACCUCGCCAACCAGUAUAACAUCGAAUUCUGUUCAAGAGCAGACUCUAAACGUUACGCUAAAUAGCGAUCAAAAUGCUGGUGAAGACAUUAACAUGAGUAAUAUUUCUCUUAAUGAAAAUAAUCUGUCAAUGGGUUUAUUUAACAAUGAUUCUCAGACCCUUCAAGCUACUUACAGCGCAGAAUUGUUUAGCGAUCAAAUUGAUAUCAAAGCAGAAUUUGAAGAGGAUUUAAGGAGAGAAGAACUCAGUAAUGAAUACAAUACAAACAGCUAUAAUAGUGUAACGUUUCAUAAUCAAGAAACGAACAGCCAGCAGCAACCACAACAGGAAGAACAAACGGAAGCGCAGUUUCAUCAGUUGCAAACAGCUGCGGAGCAACAACAGCAACAACAAUUUCAGCAGCAAUAUCUUAACCAACUACAAGAAAAUCAAGGAGCAAUACCACCCCAAGUGUAUAACAAUUUGACAACAAAUAAUGGUUUAAAUAUACCUGCCCCCAGUUCAACAAUAACAGCAGCUUCAACUACACCAACCGUUCAUAAUCAUAAUCACUCAUUAAUUGAGGCCAGUAUUACUACCACAGGUAGCCACAAUCACAUUACUAAUCAUAUUAUGCAGCCACCACGUUCCACUGUUGUUAACAGUGCUGCCAUUGCUACUAUUGCCACACAGCCGCGUAAACGUAAUCGCACCGUGCAUCAUAACGGACCAGCUCUAUCAAAUGAUAGCCUGGAAUCACUUUACAUGGAUGAAGUGCGCAAAAAAAAUGCCAUUUUAAUGGAACAAUGCGAAAUAUCACGUAAACGAUUGCAAUUGGAGCAACGGAAAGUAAAUUUGAUGGAGGAUUUCUUUCCAAAAUAUUUAGAUUUGCAACAGCAAAUAUUGCAAAAGCUGGAAACUGCUAAUAAUACAACCUCUGGCUCUUUCAAUAUCAAAAUAGAAAACUAGAACAGAAGAAAAAGAAAAGACGAAGAAGCGGAGAGUUAUUCCUGAGAGAGGAUUAAAGUUACACAUUUUUUAAAUAGAAAGUAAGAUAAAUAUUUUGAUUUUAUGACAAGCAAGAUUCAUGAGACCAGAAUUCUCUUCAACUCGUUCCACUUAUCCUACUAAAGAUUUCCGAAGAUUUGUAUUUUUCAAUGGAAAUCUUACACUAAUAUUGGAAGUGAUGUCAUUCCGUUUGUAACGCCGACACACUCGCACUGCAAAAUUUCUGAUCAGUAUGAUAUUGUGAGUUAAUUAUAUUUGUCAAUCUUUGCGUCCUUUUUCACAACAAAAAAAAAAAGAAGAAAUUUUUGACCCAUGUAUUCUUACAUUAACACGAUACACGAAAUUUGAUAUCCAUGUUAUUUGCAUCUAUACACACCACAAAGUUUGCUCUUUUUUUAACAUACUGAUGAAGUUACAACCUGUAGUAGUACGUCUCGGUGUAGAAUUUAGGUACUAAAAUCUUUCAAUAGCUCGCAGUUAAAACUUUCGCGAUCAGUUUUGCAUCAUGCAAUGAAUUAACAAAAGGUGACGUGUAUUCAGGACUGGUCGUAAAGCGAGUAUUGUUUUUUUAGUAAGCUUAAGCAGAUUAUUCCAAUUUUGUCUAUUCGGCCAUUUUAUUUUUUAACUUUAUUAAAUUUGACUUAUUCCUGUGUUGAUUGGUUUUUAAUUGACAGGAUUAACAUACUUGUAGAACAACUUAAUAAUUAAGUAAUUAUUUCGCAUAUGACGUCAGAUAAGAAAAAAAUUAAAUAUAAUCUAUGUAAUGACAACAACAAAAA